Messenger RNA from Pelagomonas calceolata, 822 nucleotides. Lineage: Eukaryota; Pelagophyceae; Pelagomonadales; Pelagomonadaceae. The record is from the annotation of a GenBank genome assembly.
AACUCGUCGCACGGCGGCAGCACAGGACUGGCAGCCACCGUUCUGGCAUCGCAGCCAGCAAUUCUGAUCAUCACACUGUGCAACCUCCAACGCUGUCGACGCGUUGAAGCAUAGAGCGCACCUGUGCGCUUACUGCAGGGAGAGCGUCUGCAACCUCGCGCAGCGAUGCCGCGCUACCGCGGUCUACUGCUGCUCACCCUCAGCGGUGCAACCGCGCUGCUUGCACCAGGGCACAGCACCCUCAGGCAGCCACUCACUGCGAAGGCCGCGACGGAGGGCGCGGAGAUCCCGUACGAGCUCUGCUGCCAGGCGCUGCACGACGACGAAGCAGCAAGGCUCGCGGCGGGACCGGACGACAUCCUGAAGGCGCGGUACAGCGCCUACGUGGAACGGAAGCCCGACUUCAUCAUCGACACGACGCACCCGAGCAACGAAGAAUACGACGAGGACCGCGACGCGUGGCGGGCGCGGAUCCUCGACUUCGCGGCCGCAGCCAAAUUCCUCCAACUCGUGAUCUACGACUCGAUACCUGUUGAUGAGGAGACGCACAGCAUCACGUGGAACGCUCGGAUCAAGGUCCUCGACGGGUUGGUGGACGAGCGGUUAGUAGAAACGAAGGAUUUUAUUGAGAGGUCGCUGUUCGUCAAGGAGGACGGCCGGUGGCUCUACCUGAAGGGCGACCCCGACUUCGAGCCGCGGAACGUGCGCGUCGACGGGCCGCUCGACCCGAAGCCGAAGCCGCCCAAACGAAAGAGUGCGAAGAAGCCCGCGGUGUCGCGGUCGCGGGCGCCCGUCUCGCGAUAGUCAAUAACUUGUGGUAUA